AUGAGUACCAAAGAAGUUUUGCGAAGGGAUGGUCACAAUGCCAGUUUGAAUUUGAGUAAGGUAGCGGGGAUAUUUUACAUUUUGAUGGGCGGUAUGAUUGCUUCAAUGCUUGCCGCUCUUGGCGAGUUUCUUUACCGCUCACGUAUUGAAGCUCGCAAAGGCAAUGUUACGUCCCUGCUCGGGAGUCUCGCUGUAAGUCCCAUUUACGUUGCAACAUAUUUAGAAAUAUUAUUUUCUUGUUCCCUUUUGUCUGUGAAGGGUCUAGUGUUAACAGAGGCAAAAAUCGCAAUAGUGAAACGGUAA
Gongylonema pulchrum is the source of this 303-nucleotide messenger RNA. Lineage: Eukaryota; Metazoa; Nematoda; Chromadorea; Rhabditida; Gongylonematidae. The record is from the annotation of a GenBank genome assembly.